AUGGUUAUGCUGUUACAAGGUGUGGACCGGUGUUCGCCAGACACAAUAGAAGAUUUGCUUACCCUGGUGCGCUCAAUUACCGGAAGCACCAUGGACGUAUUUUGCGGUGAUUAUACAGAGAGUUCAGAUAAAUGCGACAAACUAGAGGCACCUCCAAAAAAGUUAAAAUCUCAACGACGGACCAAAUCGAGUAGAAAACUAGUUUUGACUCUGUUAACUACAACCUCAAUCAUUUACGGUUUGCCCGGUAAAUGUGAGAAGGGUUGGUUGAAAAGGUUUGACGCAAAAGUGGCCAGAUUAAUAACAAUUGGCAAUUCAGGGCGAAAGUUUCCGGAACGACGUGGCUCAGAUUUGAAAAAAUAUUGCGACGAGACUGAGAGAUUGGUAAGGGAAAUAGAAAAACAGCGAAACUUGUGCAUGGACAAUAUGCCCAAACAAAUAACCGGCGUUUUAAUAUAUUCGGCUAAAAAUACGAUUAAUCGGUUUUGCAAACGGGAUUCAAAACAACUGACUAAAUUGCUGGGUGCCGCUAAAUGCGCCAACACAGCAAAUACCCAGUUAUAUCCCUGCUUGGCAAACAAAGUACAAGGUGUCAAACAAUGCACAGUGGAUAGUGUGGACGCCAUGUUAACCUUAGUGCGUUCAACCGUCGGUAAUACUGUAGACGUAUUUUGUGGCGACUUUUCAGAGGGCUCCGAUAAAUGCGAGCAGCUAGAGCCGCACCCUAAGAAACUCAAAUCCCAGCGCCGGACGAAAUCAUUUGCAAUUGCUUUAAUCGAUGUGUUGAAGGGCUUUCCCGAAGUGGCCUAA
This is a messenger RNA of Medioppia subpectinata, 810 nucleotides long. NCBI's taxonomy places the organism in Eukaryota, Metazoa, Arthropoda, Arachnida, Sarcoptiformes, Oppiidae. The record is from the annotation of a GenBank genome assembly.